Messenger RNA from Rhododendron vialii, 3105 nucleotides. Its product is annotated as multiple RNA-binding domain-containing protein 1. Lineage: Eukaryota; Viridiplantae; Streptophyta; Magnoliopsida; Ericales; Ericaceae. Gene Ontology annotation, cellular component: cytosol. Gene Ontology annotation, molecular function: mRNA binding. The record is from RefSeq and is a predicted model, not a curated record. The transcript is spliced from 16 exons. Bases 290 to 2836 code for a protein of 848 amino acids.
AAACAAAUAAUAUUUUUAUGCGACCGCCCUAAAUUCCUACUCCUGCUCUCUCUCUCUCUCUUCACAGCGACGGUUCCGUCACUUGUCGCUGCCGACGGAGAACGAGAAAUCGCAGAGGGAAAAGGUUACUCACAAUCAGUGGCGAUUUUCCGGCGAGGGCUUCGUCGUCACAGCCAGCAGCAACUCACCAUCCUUUCUCACGCUGAUUUAAUUUCGCCGGAUUGCUCACAUUAAUCUUUUGAGGUGGUGGCAGCACUUUCUAGGAAUCUCUUCAGACUACACAACAACGAUGUCUCGACUCUGUGUGAAGAAUUUGCCCAAGAAUGUUAACGAGAAGCGCCUCAGGGAAUUCUUUUCUCAGAAAGGAGAAGUUACUGAUGCCAAGAUCAUGCGAACCAAAGAUGGUAACAGCAGGCAGUUUGGCUUUGUUGGUUACCGGACCGAGGGAGAAGCUGAAGAAGCUGUCAAGUACUUCAACAACUCUUACCUGGAUACUUCUAGAGUUGUCUGUGAGAUUGCUCGUAAAGUUGGAGACCCAAAUAUUCCUCGUCCAUGGAGUCGGUAUUCCCUGCAGAAACAGGAGAACUUGGAUGAGGGAAAGAAAGUUGAUUCCAAAAGUGGAGGACUUGGAAGUCCUAUAGGAGGAAAAAAGAAAAGUAAAAAGGGCAAGGUGGAUGAUGACCCACAGCUUCAGGAGUUCCUUCAGGUAAUGCAGCUGAGGGUCAAGUCAAAAUUGUGGGGUAACGAUUCACUUACUACCCACGUUCAUGAGCAGAAUAAAAAAUCUGGCAACCAAAACACUCAACUAAAAGGCAAAGAAACAGUGGCUUCAGUUUUGGCUCAGCUAGAUGACAGUGAGAAAAGUGAACCUCGGUCAUUAGACAGUCAGGGAGCUGAAAAAUCAAGUAAUUUGGCUUUUGGUGAAGUUAUCUCAGAUAUGGAUUACUUUAAAAGUAGAGUAAAGAAAGAGUGGUCAGAUUCAGAAAAAAGUGAUGAUGAGGAUAACAGUGACAACAGUGGCAAGGAUGGUGGGAAAAGCAAAUUACUGAAGAUGCGCAGAGAGCACCAGGACAUUCAGAAAGUUGAUCCGAAGGUUCAGCGUAAUGCUUUAGAAACAGAAGCUUCUGAAGAGGAGGUCGAAGAGGGCUUUUCUGAAGACCCCGAGCAUGAGGUGAUUGAUACUAAAAAGGAUGUUCUGGAGACUGGUCGUCUUUUUGUCCGUAACCUGCCAUAUACCGCCACUGAGGAUGAACUGGAAGAGCAUUUUCGCAAACUCGGCAAUGUUUCUCAGGUCCAUCUUGUCAUUGACAAAGAUACAAAGCGGUCCAAAGGAAUUGCUUAUGUCGUUUACACGCUUCCAGAAUCUGCAGCUAGAGCACUAGACGAACUAGACAAUUCAAUUUUUCAAGGAAGGCUAUUGCAUGUUAUGCCGGCAAAGCAAAAGCAUAAUUCUGAGAAACAAGAGAGCAAUGCUUUUGCCAAUGAAUCUUUGAAAACAUUUAAGCAAAAGAAGCAGAAAGAGAGGAAGUCAUUGGAAGCCAGUGGAAAUACACAAGCAUGGAACAGUUUGUUCAUGCACCCUGAUACGGUUGUUGAAAACAUCGCUAGGGAAUUUGGAAUCAGUAAAAGUGAUGUACUUGACCGAGAAGCUGAUGAUCUUCCUGUUCGUAUUGCUCUGGGAGAAACUAAAGUAAUUGCAGAAACCAAAAAGGCUCUUGUAAAUGCAGGAGUUAAUAUAGCGUCGUUAGAAGAACUUACUAUUGGGAAAACUGAUGGUGUGAAGAGAAGCGACCACGUUAUAUUGGUUAAGAACUUGCCUUAUGGUUGUUCUGAAGAUGAACUGGAUAAGAUGUUUCGGAAAUUUGGGAGUUUGGACAAAAUUAUUCUCCCUCGAACAAGAACCCUAGCUCUGGUCGUUUUCCUUGAACCAUCUGAGGCACGUGCAGCUUUCAAAGCUAAAGCAUACAAGUGUUUCAAGGGUACUCCACUGUAUUUGGAAUGGGCGCCUGGCGAUAUUCUUAGUCAGAACUCCAAAAUUCUUGAGAAUACAAAUAAUGCUGUCAUUGUCGGUGAGCAUCAAGCCAGGAGGGUGUUAUUAGAGCAACAUGUGGAAGGAAUAGUUGAUGCAGACGUUGAUCCUGAUAGAAUCGAGUCGCGUUCACUAUAUGUGAAGAACCUGAACUUCAAAACAUCUGAUGCAUCUCUUGGAAAGCAUUUUAGUGAAUUAAUGAAAGAGGGAAAAGUCCUCAGUGCCAGGGUGAAGAAGCACUCAAAAAAUGGAAAGAAUGUUUCCAUGGGUUUUGGUUUCCUAGAAUUUGAUUGUGUUGAGACGGCAGUUACGGUGUGCAAGGAUUUACAGGGAACUGUUUUGGAUGGGCAUGCUCUUAGCUUGCAACUUUGUCAUGCUAAGAACGAUGGAAAAGUGUUGAAAAGUGUUGACAAGUCUCUGAGUUCAACAAAAUUAUUUGUGCGAAAUGUAGCUUUUGAGGCUACAGAGAAAGAUCUCAGGCAACUGUUUAGUCCAUUUGGGGAGAUUAAGCGUAUUAGGUUGCCAAGGAGGAUUGGACACCAUGGCGGCUUUGCUUUUGUAGAGUUUGGCACAAAACAAGAGGCCAAUAAUGCCAUACAAGCUCUUUCAAGUACCCAUCUGUAUGGUCGGCAUCUGGUUCUGGAAAGAGCAAAAGAGAGGGAGAGCUUAGAAGAUUUACGGGCUAAAACUGCUGCUCAAUUCAGCGACAGGCAAGAUGGGAUGAGUUCAACCAAAAUAUCCAAGAAAAGGAAUCCCAUGGCUGUUUUGGACGAAUCAAAUGUUAAAUUCAGAAGGAUUGCAGAUUAGAGUCUUCAGAUUUUCCAUGUACUGUAUGAGCUAUUUUUCUUAUUUUUUCAUGUAAUUUGUGUUUUUCUUAUCCAUAUAUUUGCUCUGGCCCAGUUUUACAUGUUGGGUGCUGGUAGUUCUUCUCAGUGUUGGUAUAAUCCUUUCUGAGAAGUAGCUCUGAAAAAUAUAAGUGGAUAAUUUUAUGAGCCGUUCACGAUUUCUCGUUGAGAAGUUCAAUUUUGUUAGUAUUUUGUAUCAUCAAAUGCAGACAUCUAUUAUUUCGGGAUGAA